AUGGCAUCAACUUUCAUUCAACUCUCUCUCUCUUUUCUCUUACUUCUUCUCACUUCACCAUUCUCAUGUGCAAAACAUGCAAACAACCACCAUCACUUAGCAGAAAAGCUCAUAAGAAGCCUCAACUUGUUCCCUACGGACUCCAUUAACGUUGCAUCCCCUGACCCUUCAUUUGUUGCCCCAAAGAUUGUAGAGAAAUCGUUUUGUUUUCCUUCUCUGAAUAAUUCUGGCGUUUCAGUUGAAGAACUUGGUCACCAUGCUGGUUACUAUAGUCUUCCACAUUCCAAAGCAGCAAGGAUGUUUUAUUUGUUCUUCGAAUCACGGAACAAGAAGAAAGACCCUGUUGUCAUAUGGUUGACUGGAGGCCCAGGGUGUGGCAGUGAAAUGGCUUUGUUCUUUGAAAAUGGUCCUUUCCACAUUACAAACAAUUUGUCUCUAGAGUGGAAUAACUAUGGCUGGGACAUGGCAUCAAACAUUAUGUUUGUGGACCAGCCUACAGGAACUGGAUUCAGUUACACUGCUAAUAAUACAAGUGAUAUUCGCAUCGAUGAAGUCGGAAUUAGCAAUGACUUGUAUGACUUUUUACAGGCAUUUUUCAAGGAGCAUCCUCAAUUUGCUAAAAAUAAAUUCUACAUAACAGGAGAAUCAUAUGCUGGGCACUUCAUUCCGGCAUUGGCUGCUCGGAUUCACCAAGGAAACAAAGCAAAGGAAGGAAUUCAUAUAAAGUUGAAGGGAUUUGCUAUUGGUAAUGGGCUAGCCAAUCCUGAAAUCCAGUACCGAUCAUACACUGACUAUGCACUGGAAAUGAAGUUACUUAAUAAUGAUGAUUACAAUUGGGUUAACAAGAUGAAAUUGCCACAAUGUGAACAGGCAGUAAAAGAGUGUGGCACUUAUGGCGGAAAAGCUUGUAAUACUUCAUAUUACACUUGCACAGAAUUAUUCGGUCAGAUUUUGAGAAUCAACGCUGGUAUAAAUCCCUAUGACAUUAGAAAGAAAUGCAUGACAACCGACGGUGAUUGUUAUGAUUUCUCGACCAUGGUGAAAUUCCUGAACAAGGAGGUAGUUAGGAAUGCUCUAGGGGUUGGGAACAUAACAUUCGUUUCAUGCAGUGGUCCAGUAUAUGAAGCCAUGAGAACUGACUGGGCAAAGAAUCUUGCAGUAGGUAUUCCUGCUCUUCUGGAGGAUGGACUCAAGGUGCUUGUGUAUGCUGGGGAGUAUGACUUCAUGUGCAAUUGGCUGGGGAAUUCACGGUGGGUUCAAGCCCUUGAAUGGUCAGGACAGAAACAGUAUGAGGCAUCCCCAACUGUUCCAUUUGUAGUUGACGGUGCAGAAGCAGGAUUGCUCAAGAGCCAUGGGCCUCUCACUUUCCUCAAGGUCCAUGAUGCUGGUCAUUUUGUUCCAAUGGAUCAGCCCAAUGUAUCACUACAAAUGCUGAGGAGGUGGAUGAAAGGGAAAUUAACCAAGUCUAAAGCAAAACAUAGGGGUUCUCCCAAGUGA
Quercus robur (English oak) is the source of this 1497-nucleotide messenger RNA. RefSeq names its product serine carboxypeptidase-like. The transcript has 9 exons. The coding region runs from base 1 to 1497 and encodes 498 amino acids. Gene Ontology annotation, cellular component: vacuole. NCBI's taxonomy places the organism in Eukaryota, Viridiplantae, Streptophyta, Magnoliopsida, Fagales, Fagaceae. Gene Ontology annotation, molecular function: serine-type carboxypeptidase activity. The record is from RefSeq and is a predicted model, not a curated record. Gene Ontology annotation, biological process: proteolysis.